CUUUCACCCACCAACCACUUACGAUAUUAAACUCACUGACGCGCGGUCAGGAUUCAUUUUAUUUGCCUGCGAAUGACUGUGAAUGAGUGAAAUACAAUGUCAGUCUUCCUCGUACUUUUGAGCUGGACCUCUCAGGCGCUGACGUUUCUGUUAUUUUUACUUUUAAUAGCGUUUCUCGGUUACUGCGUGUAUGUUCAACAUAGUCAUAUGAAAUAUGACCACAUACCUGGGCCACCGAGAGACAAUUUCUUCCUCGGACAUUCACCCACUCUUUUGAGGAUUAUGAAAAAUGACGGCGUGGUUCACGACACGUUCCUCGAGUGGGCCGAACGCUACGGGAGUGUGUACAGGUUAAACAUUCUCCAUUACGUCACGAUGGUCGUCUCCAGUCCAGAGGCAACAAAGGAAGUCAUGAUGUCCCCAAAGUACCCCAAAGACAAAUUUGUCUACAAGAAACUUUUCAGCCUGUUUGGCCAAAGGUUUUUUGGUAAUGGCCUGGUAACGGCACAGGACCACGAGCAGUGGUAUAAACAGCGCCGAAUAAUGGACCCUGCUUUCAGCAGCACGUAUUUGCGGGGUCUGAUGGGCACCUUCAAUGAGAGGGCAGACAAGCUGAUGAAUAAGAUUGGUGAUAUUGCUGAUAGAAAUGCAGAGGCCAAGAUGCUCAGCUUAUUCAACUGUGUUACCCUUGAUGUUAUUGCUAAGGUAGCUUUUGGUGUGGAUUUGGACCUGGAGAACAAAAGUUCGCCCUUCCCUAAAGCUAUUGAGAUAUGUAUGAAAGGGUUGACGGUCUACGUGCGAGACGUCUUAUUUGCUUGGAAACCGAGCAACCGACAGUAUAUUAAUGAAGUGAAGAAAGCUGGCCAACUGCUGCGUUCAACUGGAGCUCAGUGGAUCAAUGACAGAAAGGCCGCCUUGCGAAACGGUGAGGACGUCCCCAAGGACAUCCUCACGCACAUCAUCAAAAGUGCAGACAAAGAGGAGGUCAUGACUGAAGAAGAUGAGCAGCUGAUGUUAGACAAUUUUGUGACUUUCUUCAUUGCGGGGCAAGAAACAACCGCCAAUCAACUUGCUUUCUGUGUAAUGGAACUAGGAAGACACCCAGAGAUACUGGAGAAAGUAAAGAAAGAAGUGGAUGAUGUCAUUGGGGUGAAACAGGAAAUAAGCUGUGACAACCUGGGGGAACUGAUCUAUCUCUCACAGGUGUUAAAAGAGACUCUGAGGAUUUAUCCAACAGCUCCAGGAACAUCUCGUGAUGUAUCUGUAGACAUGGUCAUCGAUGGGAUCCACGUACCUGGAGGAGGAACCUACGUGUUUAGUUCCUAUGUGACUGGGAGAAUGGAAAAAUUCUUCAAGGACCCACUGACAUUUGAUCCAGACAGAUUCCACCCGGAUGCUGCUAAGCCUUAUUACUGCUACUACCCCUUUGCCCUCGGUCCACGCUCGUGCCUGGGACAGAACUUUGCUCAGAUGGAGGCUAAGGUGGUGAUGGCUAAGCUGCUCCAGAGGUUUGAUUUCACCCUUGUCCCCGGACAGUCGUUCGACAUCCUGGACACUGGCACCCUCAGACCGAAGAGUGGGGUAGUGUGUUCUGUCAAACACAGGAACUAACAGACAUAUGUGGUCACUACAAAUACAUUAAAACAAAACAUAAUAGUUGAUGAUUUUAUAAACAUUUGUAAUUAUUAUAAUUUUUCUAACUGUUGUUCUAAACACUAAUUUUAAUUAGGUUACAGUACAGUACAUUAGUACUACUGAGCUGACAGUUUACCUCAGUGUAAUUGUAAAAACAGUGUAAUUUAAAACUAGCUUACAUUUCUCACUUAAAAAUUCAUUUAAAAAUGUAUUAUAUCAUUUGAUGUAAUUCCUGACAGUUUACAAUGCAGUGAUUUUCAACAUUUAUAGUUAAUGAUCUAUUCUGCAGCAAGUGGUGAUCACUUUGAUGUUAACUUUUUGUGCGUUACCAUAUACAGCCAUUGUUUAAUGAGUAAUUCUUUGUAAUACAUUGAUAUAAUAUAUCACAUUAAUAAUCCAUUACUACAACUAUACCUGAUAAGGACACAGUUUGUUAGGUGCUGUUGUAGAACAGUGUAUUUUUGUAUUUCCAUAAUGCAGAGGGCCUAAAUAACAACAUGGAGUAUUUCAGAUAGUUUAAAGUCCACUUUGCGGAAUAUUGUGCAAUAUGUGACUGAACUCUGACUCUUUAUCGCACCUUAAAUGUGCUCACUGACAAACUGAAAAAGGAAUUUUAUACUCCUCUGCAAUGCAAAUGAUCCUUGUUCAGACUAACACGUCAUAUAUAUAUAUAUAUAUAUAUGUCUUUAUAUAUAUAUAUAUAUAUAUAUAUAUAUAUAUAUAUAUGUAUGUAUGUAUGUAAGACUACAAUUCCAUAAUCCUGCUCUUGCUCUAAAUCCUCCUAGAUGGCACUGUUGCACUACACAAAGGCUGAGCCCAAGUGUGUGUUGAAGGACCCACAGACAGAGGUUAUGUUGAUGUACAGGGUUACAGUUUGGUAAUUGGUGACAUUGUUGUGCUGCACAUUGUUUCUAGGUUGUGGCAUCUUUGAUUAAGACACUGACGAUAACAUCUGUGGAAUCAGUCGCCAAGGCUUUAUUCCUUUUUGUUUCCACUCAAGGUUGUAACCUUGAUUGUGUUUUAAUGAAACAUCAGUCUGGUCAGUUGUUGCCAUGUGUGCACGAAGACAGUUCAACUCCCAUCCAUUCCAAACCUGAUAGAGGCGAUAAGUAUCCAGCUUUAAUAGGUUCAGAGGCAGGGUUAAAAGAAAAAUGGAAAUGAUCGCAUUGAUACAGAUGCUGCAAGGAGCCUUAAAGUGGCAGCUCGCGCUCUGUCAAAAUAUCGCUGCCAAACUCAUUUCAGUCACCUAAAGGUCCAGUGAGUAACAUCUAGGAUGGUUUAAUGGCAGAAAUAUACUUACCCAUUAAUAUGUUUCCAUAAAUGAAUAAUCAAUUUUAAAUAAAAGCUUGAAUAAGCCUUGAA
Molecule: messenger RNA, 2997 nt
Organism: Solea solea (common sole)
Lineage: Eukaryota; Metazoa; Chordata; Actinopteri; Pleuronectiformes; Soleidae
Product: cholesterol 24-hydroxylase-like
Exons: 15
Coding region: 97-1611 (504 amino acids)
Biological process (GO): cholesterol catabolic process
Molecular function (GO): heme binding; iron ion binding; cholesterol 24-hydroxylase activity
Source: RefSeq, a predicted model, not a curated record